Molecule: messenger RNA, 2236 nt
Organism: Teleopsis dalmanni
Lineage: Eukaryota; Metazoa; Arthropoda; Insecta; Diptera; Diopsidae
Exons: 1
Coding region: 26-2149 (707 amino acids)
Source: RefSeq, a predicted model, not a curated record
AUAACAAAUUUUGUAAAUAUUCGAAAUGUUAAACCGGUAUAUAGAUAUUAUUUAUUUUUUAAUAAUAAUAACAAAUGUCUUUCAAUUUACUGCAAAUUACAAUUUACUUUCAAUUAAUACUACAAAUUUUUAUAUUGAUCAAUGCCCGGGCAUAGAAGUACAAGAUAUAACAGAUAAUGCAGAAAGUUAUGAAGUGGCACUUGUUCUGUACUACGUGUCAUGGAGUGAUGAUAGCCGUUCAACAAUCUCAACAUAUGAAGAAUUAACAAAAUAUUAUGAUAAUCACAUUUAUUUUGCAGCCAUAGAUUGUUGGCAUUUAUCAUGCAAUUGCAGUAAACCCCAUACAGGUUGGGGCGAACCAAAGCAAUGGCCAACACUUAUAGUCUACUAUGGCCAGAACACUGUAUUUCCAUAUAAUGGAAAAUGGGAUUUUGCUUCUCUUACGAAUUUUUUAAAUACACUCAUUAAACCAAUUGAACGGGUACAUUCUAAGGACGAACUAGAAGAGCUUGCUCUUAAAACAGAUGCAGUCAUAUUGGGUUUGUUUCCAAAUGCAAAUGUGGUUAAAUUUCAACACUUCCUUACGGCAAGCAUAAAAUGGCUUGAAAUAGAUCCUCAACGUGUUUAUCGAUUUGCGGUAGUGCUUGGUGACACAGCAUACGAUGUAAUUAGUGGCAUGGACACGAAAAUGCCUUUAAUUAUGGCAGUUAGAAAUAAUAGACUUGAGUUGUUUAAUAAAACAACAAAAUGGAAACCAUAUAAGAUACUUACUUGGCUACAAAAAGAUAUUAAGCCUAAAUUAACGAUUUCUUAUGGUUACGCCAGUAUUACGGCAUUAGGUACCCAAAUAAAAAGUGAAACCGUUUUAGCAAUUUUCGUUAACAAAUUACCAUUUAACAAACACUUUUAUACCAUUAUGGAUAAGGAGAUGCAUAAUAUUAAUAAAGUUAAUAGGCAUUAUCAAAAUUGCAAAGAUUUUCACAAGAAACAAAAUAAUAAUAAUCCAAGCACAGCUAUUGUAAAACGACAAAUGUAUGAAAUAAUCCAAAGAAGUCUUAGAUCACCUGGUCACUGUGCUAAUCUAGAACAACUAAACGCAUACCAACUAAUAUAUUACUACGAAAUCAAUGAAUUCCUUAGAAAUAGACUUAAUAUGUUUUCACCUGCUGCACACAAAACAUAUGACGAAUCUUCUACAGAUAAAUUACUAAAUUUAUAUACUCAAUACAAAUGCUUAACACAUCCAGAUGUAAACACAAUCGAGAUAAAAACUGCUGUUUCAAAAUUUAUAAAAAAAGCCAGCAAUAAAUUAUGGCAGAAAUCUUCAGUACAGCGAACAAAUCGUACAUUAUCAGUAAUGAUUUUGGAAGCAGAAGAAUACGAGAGUUUUUUCGAUUUGCACGGCAUACCAAAUAUAAAAUCAAAUACUGCAACGUCUAUAAUAAUUGAAGUCAGCAAGGAGCGCGUUUUUCUCAUGCAAGAGAAUUUUAAAUUUGAAGCACUAAUUAGAUUUAUGAAAAACUAUUAUGAAAACAACUUGAGUCCUUACUAUAGAACUGCGAACGUAGUGCAACCACUACCCCCAGCUCUAAACACGGUCUAUUUACAAAACUACAAUCGUCAAAUGUUUUUGAAUUUUAUACAACAACACAACACCACUUUAGUUGUGCUACUCUACUCACCAAGUUGUGCGCUUUCAGCGAUAAUAUCACACACUCUUAUCCAAUUAUCGGCUAUGGUGGACAGCACUGUCAAAUUUAUACGUCUCAAUACAAAAUCGAAUCAUUUACCUUGGGAGUUCGUUAUGUUCACUUCACCGACUCUUAUUGUAUUCCCACGUGGAAAAACAAGUGAAUCCAGAGUAUUUCCAUCUUACCUGAAAGCAGAUGUAAAGAAUGUAUAUGGAUUUAUUUUGGCACAAUUAGGACCUAUAGAUCAAUUAAAAUUAAUCAUGAGUAAUUGUCAGCGAAUUAUUCAACCAACUCGAUUAAAUAAAUGUUUGGAGUUUGCAAGAAGUCGAGUUAUGAGGCAUAUUGGAAAUCAUUUGAAAUUUUGGCAAAUAUUUGAAAACGAAAGAAAACUAAUAUUUGAACGACUAAAAGUGUUCAAAGAUAUAAGUCUGAGCAUACACCAGAGCGUUAAACUUUAAGUCUGUUAUAAAUGUGAAAUUUAGUCCUAUAUGUGUACCAAUACUGUAUUAAUAUUUAAUAUCAAAUACAAAAUUCCAUUUUAUUGU